AUGUAUCCAGACUGGCCAGACUCCGUCACCGAUUUGGUGCCACUCCCACAGUGCCCUGGCCCUAAGCUGAAGCCCUUUGACUUUCAGGGCCCGCAAAAGAUCAACUUUCUCGAGUUCUGGGAGAGGUUCAGGUUUGAGGACGCAGAGUGUUGGGAUUGCGGUGCACAAAACUUUGAAACAAGCGAUGUCACUGCACUAACCACCAUUUACAAUAAUUCAGAGCCCUUCAACCGUGAAUGCCGAAGUUUCGGCCGCCUUCAAGAAGCAGGCUACGAGGAGCUCGCGGUUACGUGCUUUGGCUACCUACUCCUCGACGAAGAACACGAGCGUGCCAUGAGGGACAAGUUCACCGGCAUGGAACUCGAGUUCGAUGGUAAUGCUGAAAGCCUUGGAUAUAAAGAGGCGCGUUCACGCUUUCCAGGUAAAAGCGGCAGGCCGCCACCAAUCCGAGGCAUUGUUAAAGAAUUUGGCUUUGGUGUAGAGGAAUUAAAAACGAGGGAUAUGAAGAGACUUUUUCGAACCAUGACUCAACUCCAUCAGCUUGGCAUCAUCAAUCUCGAUGUCGCGGACCGACAGCUUAUUGGUGGCAAGAUCUGCGACUUCAGCACAGCCAUCACUGUGCCGCACCCUAUCACAACUCCGGAGCUAAACCCACAUCUUUAUAUUGAGAGUGAAGCAUUGAAUAUGUUGCAGCUUGGGACCUUCGUCAUUUGUAUGAAUGAUUAUUGGACAUUUGACGACAUGGUCCGGACAUGGAAUGAGGAGCACGAGGACCAGAAAACUGAAAUAUCAGCUCGAAGUACGAUUGGAAGGCAUGUACCAGCAAUCCGGGCCCAGACGCAGGGAGAACACCGGAUAGCCCGCGGACAAGACGAAGAAUAA
Molecule: messenger RNA, 882 nt
Organism: Metarhizium acridum CQMa 102
Lineage: Eukaryota; Fungi; Ascomycota; Sordariomycetes; Hypocreales; Clavicipitaceae
Source: RefSeq, a predicted model, not a curated record